GUCACGACAAUAAAUCGACGAGCCCCUCGGCGCGAUGACUUUGACGUGAGCUACUUGGCGCACAUCCGUUUUGGCGCGAGCGCUCCUGCUGAAGAAGAUGAAGAAGAAACGUGAAUAGUUUUUCCUCCGCCAUUUUAGUUUAGUUUGAAUAAAGCAUUUGAAUCGAACACACGCGGAUUUUAUUUGAAACACCAAACCCAAUUGAAUUCCAAUCCCAACUGAGCUAAUUCUCGAACAUUUGGUCCAUUCAAACCGGAUGUAUAUCCUUUGAUGGUUUUCUGUUGGUUUCUGGUGUUAUCCUGUGAAAUAAAAACAGAUUGGAACAAUCGAAGAAAAAGUGUCGGAUCGUGUCAAUCACGUUAUCCGAAAAAGUGGUUCUGUGCCAAUGAGUGACGGCGAGACACCGAAAGUGAGUCGAAGCAAAAAUCCGAAGAGCUUGAUCGAUAACUUGUCGGAAGUGCAAGCGAAUUCCGAUUCCAUUGAAGUGCAAAAGUUGACGAAAGCUAAGGCACAGGAGAAGAAGGCGAUGGCGAAACGGCUGGAGAAGGCGAUUGACCGACGAGAUUUGUCUAAGGACAAGUUGUUGCGGAUUAGAGAAGGCAUAAAGGAACCGGGAAAGAGUAUACACUGGCUUAACCUGCAGCUGGAAAAUCUUCGACGCUGCUACGAGGAACUGGAAAAGUCAUUCUUGGAGAUUUGUGAUGUUGUACCUCGAGACCAGCGAGAAGAAUUCAAGGUUGACAAUAUCCAAUCAGAAGAAAUAUACGACCAGCUGUAUGUGAGCAUCCAGUCGCAGAUAGCAGAAUGGAAAGCGAAAGAGGAAAGCAGCAAGUUGAAUGCAAUGGCACCCGCGUUCAAUCCGCCCCACCAACCGGCGGUAGUUAACUCGAUGCCCCACCUGCAUGUCCCAUUACCAACGUUCGAUGGCAAUCUGGAAAAUUGGUACUCCUUUAAGUGCAUGUUCCAGACCAUCAUGAGCAGGUAUCCGAACGAGUCUCCGGCUAUCAAGCUGUACCAUCUGAAGAACGCUUUAGUCGGAAAUGCUGCUGGUAAGAUUGAUCAAGACAUCAUCAAUAAUAACGACUAUUCGGCUGCUUGGAAAAUGCUUCAGGAUGAGUACGAGGACGAACGACUCAUAAUCGAUACGCACAUCGACGCCUUGUUGAGCCUACCUAAAAUGACGACAGAAAGUGGUGACGAAUUGCGAAAGCUUAUCGACACCUGUACCAAACAUGUGGAUGCACUCAAGAAUCGCGAGUUACCCGUGGAGGGAUUAGCUGAAAUGAUCCUAGUGAAUGUAAUCGCAAAGCGGUUGGACAAGGAUACGCGGAAGCUGUGGGAGUCCCAGCUGUCCCAAGAAGAACUGCCGUCGUACAUCGAGAUGAUCGACUACCUACGAGAACGUAUUCGUAUUUUGCAGAAGAUGACUGGAUAUGCUGUACAGCGAGCAGUAAGUACCACGAAACAAAGAAGCAAACCAGAACAGAAGAUGAUGCAAGCGAGGAACUUUGUGCAGACAAAGGAACUGUGUCACUGCUGUAAUGGUGACCAUCUCAUCUACAAAUGCGGUCAAUUCAAGGAGCUGAGCAUUAGUAAUCGAUACGCCAAGGUGAAGCAAGCCGGUCUAUGCUUCAAUUGCUUGCGUCGUGGCCAUCGUACUGUCGACUGCAAUUCGGAUAAGUCGUGUAAGAGUUGCAAGCGUAAGCAUCAUAGUCUUCUUCAUGAAGAAAAGCCAAGCACCACUAAGAAGCCCGAUAGUGAUCAAGUUGUGGCACCUGAAGAACACCAAGAAGUCGCUGUGCAAGCUGGAUCUGUGAAUUAUGCAACGUCGCUGAUGGUAAAGCAACAGGUUCUCCUCUCCACUGCAGAAGUGAUUGUAUCUGGAUCUGGAAACAAGACGGUCCCGUGCCGUGCGCUUUUGGACUCGGGGUCAGAUUCGAAUUUGAUCUCCGAAACGCUAGCCAGACAAUUGAACCUGGUAAUGGACAACAUCAACCUACCGAUCAGCGGACUCAAUAACGCUGAAACCCGAGUUAAGUAUAAACUACGUACGAAGAUCAGUUCUCGCGUUAAUUCAUUUAACGCCAUUCUAGAAUUCCUGGUGGUUCCCAAAAUAACUACCAAUCUUCCGAUGAUGAAAGUGGACAUCCGUUCAUGGUGCAUUCCUCCUAACGCAGCACUUGCGGAUCCGUCGUUCCACGAACCUCAGGAGAUCCAGAUGAUCAUCGGUGCAGAAUUGUUUUUUGCCCUCGUGAAAAAUGGACGCGUGAAGCUUGGAGAUGGAAAUCCUAUGUUGGUGGAGACCGAUCUGGGUUGGAUCGUCAGCGGUCCGGUGAAAACGCAUUCGCCUCGACAUCCAAGAGCUAAUUGUCAGCUGAAUAUUUGCGAAGAGCAGAUUAAUCAUACACUCGUGAAGUUCUGGGAAUUAGAAUCCGUUCAAGAAGCAUCGCCACUGACAUCGAAAGAACAGGCCAUCGAGAAGCACUUUGAGCAAACGCAUUUUCGUGACGACACCGGUCGAUACACUGUCAGGUUACCAUUCAACAAAAACAAGGGUCAACUUGGCGACUCCUUAGAAACAGCUCGAAGUCGAUUUAAUCGGCUACUACGAUCAUUCACCAACGAAACGAAACACGCUCGUUAUACCGAAUUCAUGACUGAAUAUCAGACGCUGGGACACAUGGUGGAAGUUUUCGACGAACCAGACCAUUGCUAUUUUCUACCCCACCAUGCUGUAUACAAAGAAUCAAGUACUACUACAAAAAUACGUGUAGUAUUUGAUGCAUCAGCGAAAACAUCUUCUGGUGUUUCCUUAAACGACGUUUUGGGAGUAGGUCCAACGGUCCUGAUCACUAUCCUACUGCGAUUCUGCUGCUAUCCAGUUGUGCUAACAGCAGAUAUUCCAAAGAUGUACCGCCAGGUGCAAAUUCACGAAGACGAUCGGAAGUACCAACGAAUCCUUUGGCUGAAUUCGAAGAACGAAAUUGGAGUUUUUGAAUUAGCAACUGUAACGUACGGUUGUGCUAGCGCUCCCUUUCUGGCGACACGUGCUCUGAUGCAGUUGGCGAAAGAUGAAGCAUUAGAAUUACCAGUUGGAGCAAGGGUCAUCGAAGAAAACAGCUACAUUGACGAUUUCCUCACCGGAGGAAAUACAAACGACGAAGUCAUCGAAAUUUAUAAACAGCUAGCGGAGAUUCUUCGACGUGGUGGAUUUGGCGUCCACAAAUUCUGCUCCAACAGUGAGAUCGUUCGGAACCACAUUCCGAUUGAACUGCAAGAAACGCAAGCCAAUUUUGAAGAUGCUGAUAUUAACAACGCUGGGUCUCAUCUGGAAUCAACACGAUUACUUCCGAUUCAAUGUGGCUCCUCUCGACGGGCAGGUGCCUACAAAAACGAGUGUUCUUUCGGCAAUUGGUCGUCUUUUCGACCCAUGCGGCUAUCUUGGUCCGGUAAUAACGACGGCGAAGAUGUUGAUGCAGGAUUUAUGGCGACUGAAAUUAGAAUGGGAUGA
Molecule: messenger RNA, 3511 nt
Organism: Armigeres subalbatus
Lineage: Eukaryota; Metazoa; Arthropoda; Insecta; Diptera; Culicidae
Exons: 2
Coding region: 386-3511 (1041 amino acids)
Biological process (GO): proteolysis
Molecular function (GO): nucleic acid binding; aspartic-type endopeptidase activity; zinc ion binding
Source: RefSeq, a predicted model, not a curated record